CAAUUAACCAGUUUACUUGAGAGUCGAGCCUUCCAAGACCGUAUCCGGUUUGGUCCACCUUAGGUGCUCCUACACCAACAAGUACUGGGUGAGGUGUGGUUCGAAACUCAGUACUGGAUCCCCGAAUAGGACCAGUCCAAGUGGUCGUGCACCCUCUUCAAGCUUGUCUUUGUGGACGACAAAGACGACCACAGGACCGUGCGGUUCCUCCACGUCCAGCUCAACCACUAUGCCUGCUAAUUUUGCUCGGACCCGCCCUUUGGGAACUUCGUGUACGCCGGGUGGGAGGAGCCAAACAGUGACCUCUACGAUGUCUGUGAGAUUUUAGUUACUGGGAGUCUCUCCUCGUGCUACCAAAACACGUGGCAUUCAAGGGCGACAAUGGGCAGUACCUCUUGCUUGCUGGAUCAAAGGCCUUGAGUACCUUGAAUUCUCUGGCAGCGACCUUGGAGAUCCAUCCGUGGGGAAUGAGGUCUUUACGAAAGCAUCCAGAUUAAGUCUAAUUGCUUCAACAAGUUCUGGAGGCUUAGCCCCAAUUGGAUCUGGGGCGACUCCAGCGACAGCACCACUGACAACGCCGACAUGCUAUUUUGGCCCGUGAAAGUCGGGAAAAGCGCCAUCGCGUUGCGCAACUACAACAAUAGCUACUUCUGCAAGCGGCUGACUACCGAGGGGAAACCAAGUUGCCUUAAUGCUGGGGUGUCGACAAUAAGUAAGGAGGCCCAGAUUGGGGUGGAGGAGCUGGUGAUCUCGAGGAGCAUUUAUGAUGUGGAUUUCUGCCUCAUGGAUGCCAGAAUCUAUGACCAGUCCGUCAUCACCAUGGCCACCGGAGUCACCAGUAACAUGAGUUCUAAUCCCAACAUGGUGAGAGCGCAGCUAAGCUACACAAACACCAAGAGCAACACCUGGUCUAGGAAUGUGUCCCUCAAUUAGUGGCGGAUCCAGAAAUUUUUUAUAGGGGCGUCCUCUUCCAAAAAUAAAUUAAAUUAAAAAUUCAAUAAUUGAAUUAAAUAAUUCUUAUAUUAGAAAAUAUCCUACUACUACAAAUAUUAACAAAAUAUCACAAUGUGU
This is a messenger RNA of Linum trigynum, 1071 nucleotides long. Lineage: Eukaryota; Viridiplantae; Streptophyta; Magnoliopsida; Malpighiales; Linaceae. The record is from the annotation of a GenBank genome assembly.